AGUAUCUCGUUGCAUUCGCACGUUGAUGCAUCAUUGGUAGAAUGUUCCACUUUAAUCCGCUAAACCGAUCCGAAGUGGAGCGCUUUGAGACACCGUUCAACAAGAACUUGGUGGAAGUUUGUCUCGACGAUCUGUCGGUCAAUCCAACGGGAGAUCCUGGCUGGACUCCGGUGCACUGUGUCAUGCCGGCCAGAUAUUGGGAGUUUGCUGAGCGCAUCCGGAAUUUCACCGUGUACGAAGAUGACGUUUGGAUCGUGACCUUUCCAAAGGCGGGAACAACCUGGACCCAGGAGAUGGUGUGGUUGAUCGCCCAUGACCUUGAUUACGAAACAGCCACCAAAGUUCAUUUGACAGAACGUUCAGUAUUUCUCGAGUUGAAUACAUUUUUCACCGAUUUGGAAGUCCCGGACACGAUAUCCCUGAUCGAACAAAUGCCCCGACCUCGUCACAUCAAGUCCCACCUCCCACUUGCUUUGCUCCCCAAGCAACUGUGGACCGUCAAGCCCAAGAUCGUCUACACCGCUCGGAAUCCCACGGACGUAACCACUUCGUACAUGCAUCACUACCGGCAUCUGCACGGCUUCCAGGGAUCGCAGCAAGACUUCCUGGACGCAAUCCUGGCCGACCGACUCAACUGGUGUCCCCAGGUUAAGCAUGCCACCGAGUUUUGGCGGCUUGCGGAGAACCGUCGCGAUCACGUGCUAUUUCUACACUUUGAAGAUAUGAAGAGGAACAUGAGCGAGGUUCUUGAAAAAGUGGGAGAUUUCUUUGGGAAAUCUCUCUCGAGCGAAGAAGUUGAACGCUUGGAGAAGCAUCUCUCGUUCGAGGUCAUGAAAGAUAACAAGUUUGCCAACAAUCAGAACUUGGUGUCCUACCUUAAUGAGGCAAUGGGUCGCAAAAUACCUGAUUUUCGAUUCAUGCGUAAGGGUCAGAUUGGAUCAUACAAGGAUGAGCUACCAGAAGAAUACGUAAAUAAGUUAAAACUGUUAGUGAAAAAUGAACUGAAAGGAACUAAUUUUUCAUACAAAGAAUAA
This is a messenger RNA of Culex quinquefasciatus (southern house mosquito), 1034 nucleotides long. RefSeq names its product sulfotransferase 1A1. NCBI's taxonomy places the organism in Eukaryota, Metazoa, Arthropoda, Insecta, Diptera, Culicidae. Gene Ontology annotation, cellular component: cytoplasm. Gene Ontology annotation, molecular function: sulfotransferase activity. The transcript has 5 exons. The record is from RefSeq and is a predicted model, not a curated record. The coding region runs from base 42 to 1034 and encodes 330 amino acids. Gene Ontology annotation, biological process: sulfation.